AUGGCGAACGGAGGGGUGAAGGCGCUGUCAGAAAGUGGUGCAGAACCGCCGCUCGAGUUCGUCCUUCAGGAAGCCGUUUAUCCCUCCGGCGACGCCUCCCGCCGUCGGCCAGCUGACAUCCCCAUCGUCGAUCUCCUCCGUCUUCCUCAUUACGACGACGAGACGGCGAAGCUUCGGUCCGCCAUCGCGACCUGGGGCGCGUUUCAGGUCGCGGAAGCCCUAAAAAAACCUCGUCCAUUCCUUCCUUCUUCCGUGAGCUCGUCCCUGCACUGUGUUGAGAUCUUAUGGAGAUCCUCUUUUUCCAGGCCGCCGGCCAUGGGAUUUCCUUUUCCCUGCUCGAGGACGUGCGCAGCGUCGGAAGGCGAUUCUUCGAGCUGCCGCCGGAGGAAAAGCUGCGGUGUUCUUCCAAGAGUAAGGGUUUCGGCGAAGGUUACGGCCGCGACCAGGUGAAGGCGCAAACCCUAGACUGGUCCGACCGGAUCCUCCUCAAGGUCUACCCCGAGGAUCAGAGGAGCCUCGAGCUUUGGCCUCGCAACCCCACCUCCUUCAGGUAAUCUUCAUCGAUUCCGUUCGUCCCUGGUAGAGAGCGUAGAAAGAGUUCCGCUCUCUGCGCGAAGUACAGAUUGUUUGAGCCUCUUGAAAAACAUUAAAAAUUAGUAUUUCUGUAACUUACUCGGAUGAUUGUAUCUAGAAUUGGGGGAUUGCCGAAUGAUUUCCUUUGUUUCGUAUGAAUGUGGGAUCUUGAGUUCUUCUCCACUUCUCCAUCUCUAAACAAGAAAAAGUUUUCUCUUUUCGUUCUACGGGAUCCAGUUGAGGUGAUUUUCUUCUGUUGACUGUAUCUGCAUCUACAAUUUAUGCCAUCUAAAAACCUUCAUAAACACCCAAGGAAGAAAAAAAAUGCACUGAAAAAAACUUUGAAUCACUUAGAUCUUAAUUCAAGGAUUAUUUACAGAUUUCGGCGGUCGUAGAUAUGAAAGAGAUCAGAUUGUUUCUACUGAUAUUCUCCUGAUUUCCUUCUGCUGUCUGUGUCUUCACCCACCAUUAUGUCGUCUAAAAACCUUUUUUUCCCCGAAAUAAAAAAGAUUUAUGGAAGCAAAAAAUAGGUUUGAGGCACAAAAAUGCACCGAAAAAAACUUUGGAUCACUUUGAAUCACUUAGAAAUCUUAAAUCAAGGAUUAUUUACUGAUUUCGACGGUCGUAGAUAUGUAACAGAUCACAUUGUUUCCACUUAUGUUCCCCUGAUUUUCUUCUGGUGUCUGUGUCUUCAUCUACGUUUAUGUCGUCUAAAAGCCUUUUCUUUUCGAAAUCAAAAAGAUUUAUGGAAGCAAAAGAUGGGUUUGAUACACAAAAAUAAACUCUUGAAUCACCGAACGAUUUAGAAACCUUAAAUCAAGGACUAUGUAUUGAUUUCAACAGUCGUAUACAUCAAACAGAUCACAUAUUAUUUCCACUGAUGAUCAUUGUACUGCAUAAUUGGCGAAUUAAUUAUUUUCUUCUCUCUUCUCAUGGAUGCAGCCAGACGCUACAUGAAUACGUGGCGAAAGUAAACACGGUAGCGCAGCUGAUCAUCGAAGCCAUGGCAAGGUCUAUUGGCCUGGAUGAAACCCACUUCAUCGCCCAGCUUGGCGAGGAGCGAGAAAUAUACUGCAGAUUCUCUUAUUACCCACCUUGCCAGAGGCCUGAUCUUGUUCUCGGGCUCAAACCCCAUUCCGACAACAGUGCGAUCACCAUGAUCUUACAGGACGGGGACGUCGAGGGCCUCGAGCUUCUCUCUGAAGAUGGUGGCUGGGUCAGCGUCCCCUCCAAUCCUGAUGUACUCCUUGUUGUUGUCGGAGAUCUCAUGGAGGUGGGUUGCACCCCUCCCCAAAGUUACAAAGUAUCUUCCCGCCAUUUUCUUCACGCUAAAAUAGAGAGAGAAAGAGAUGGACCUCUCUCUCUCUCUCUCUCUCUCUCUCUCUCUCUCUCUCUCUCUCUCUCUCUCUCUCUCUCUCUCUCUCUCUCUCAUCUCUAAUUAUGUUCCCCUGCAUCAGAUAAUGAGCAAUGGGUCGUUCAAGAGCCCGGUGCACAGAGUGGUCAUCAACUCAAACAAGGACAGGAUCUCCGCGUCCUUGUUCUUUGCCAUGAAGCCCGAGAAGCUUAUCGGACCAGCAGAAGGCCUUCUGAAGGAGGAGGGAAAGCAAAGGCUCUACAGAGAUUUGAUCGUCAAGGACUACCUCGACGCCCACCUCAACGCCUUCGAGGAGGGGAAGCAGGCAAUCAACUGGGCCAGAGUUUGA
Messenger RNA from Spirodela intermedia, 2276 nucleotides. The record is from the annotation of a GenBank genome assembly. NCBI's taxonomy places the organism in Eukaryota, Viridiplantae, Streptophyta, Magnoliopsida, Alismatales, Araceae.